This is a messenger RNA of Prunus armeniaca (apricot), 531 nucleotides long. The record is from the annotation of a GenBank genome assembly. Lineage: Eukaryota; Viridiplantae; Streptophyta; Magnoliopsida; Rosales; Rosaceae.
AUGGCUGGUUUUUUCUCUUUAGGCAGAGGGGGCAACAACAACAACAACCACCAAGAUCAAGACCAGCAUAACAGCAAUAACCCACCCCCACCUGAUCAUCAAAUUGCUCCGGAGACAUUGUUCUGGUACAAGAAUGAGGACGUGACAGCUCAGCCGUACAAAGGGUUCGAGCUAUGGCAGCAGCAAGAGCAGCUCCUCCAGCUCCUCUGCUCCCGAUUUCUUCUCUCUCUCUCUCUCUCUCUCCCUCCCUCCCUCCCUCCCUCUGAACCCAGACCCAGACAUCGCGCUCGAGGAGCUUGCCGAAGCUCCGGCAUCUCAGGAUUCCGAUUCGAUCGUCAACGAGAUCGAACGGUGCAAGAAGGACCGGUCGUCGAGGAGGAGCUCCAACUACUGGAAGGAUUAUCGGAUCAACGGCGUAGAUUUCGUCCUGAAGAGGUCGCACUCGUUCGGAUUCGAGCGGAGCUCGGCGUCGGUGGAGAGGAUGAUGGUGACGGAGCCAGCGACGGCGUCACCGUGGCGGUACCGCAGUGA